AUCAGUGCUGAGUACGACUACUAUCCUUUGAUUUGUUGUGAUUGUGUACAUUUCUUGGCUCGUGCCAUGCGAAGAGAACGAAGAAGAAUUCCUGGUAGUUUUUCACAGUUAGAAUUAGGCAGAGAUACGAUAAUAAAACAAUGGAAUAUAAAUAUGGAGUAUUGUGUGAGAAUAAGAGCAAUUUAUAUUGGUGGAGAUUUCCUGAUGGGGACUGAGCCUCUUGUCAUUUACAUGGAUGACGGUCUUCCCAGAUAUGUUUGUCCUCAGUGUGGCGUCAAGUAUAAGAAAGUCAGCGCACUGAAAGCUCACCGGAAGGAGUGCGGAAAGGGUGCUCAGUGUCCACUUUGUCCCAAAAUCGUGACACAGAAGCGUAAUUUGGCCAAACACAUGGAGAGACACGCUAAAGACGGUCUUCUAGAUCACUAUCUCCAAUCGGCCAUUGUGGACGAACCGAAUUACGAAAAAUCCUCCCCCUUUUGCUAAACUGAAAUUGUGAUUUUGACAGAAUUUUUCAUAUCAAUCAUCCAAUCCUGAAUAGUUGAUGUAUAUGGAGAAUUUAAGAGAGAUAAAUUAGCUUCUUCUCGUAAAUGAUUUCCUUUCGAUCACGUUCAGUUUUUUACCUUAUGAUUUGCCAAUGCUUUUGUGUUACUUUUGGCCUCUUGUGUGUGUGCUUAGGGAGAGCAUUUUGUGAGAUGAGUAUUUUUUUUUCUUUCACAUAGUCGAUCUGUGCGCAGAAACUCGCAAUCAUUCUCACUUGUCGUCCUGUUUGUC
Molecule: messenger RNA, 771 nt
Organism: Phlebotomus argentipes
Lineage: Eukaryota; Metazoa; Arthropoda; Insecta; Diptera; Psychodidae
Exons: 3
Coding region: 67-483 (138 amino acids)
Source: RefSeq, a predicted model, not a curated record